This is a messenger RNA of Diplodia corticola, 2523 nucleotides long. RefSeq names its product heterokaryon incompatibility. The record is from RefSeq and is a predicted model, not a curated record. The coding region runs from base 1 to 2523 and encodes 840 amino acids. The transcript has 2 exons. NCBI's taxonomy places the organism in Eukaryota, Fungi, Ascomycota, Dothideomycetes, Botryosphaeriales, Botryosphaeriaceae.
AUGCUUUGCGACACCUGCUACCGGAUGCUGCACCACCAAGCAGGCCUACGGGAGAACCGCAGAGUCGAGCUACGCUUCGAUCACCACCGGCGCAUCUCAACCCUGCGCGAGGCCGCCGAGAGCGGUUGCUCGAUAUGCUCCGCAUUGGCGAGGCAGCUGGAGCGAGAACACUUCAUCGAUUUGGGAGCAGCAGACCAAAACAUCCAUCUGCAAGCCGCGCUGGCCUCCAUCUGCGGCAGGGAGUGGAAGCGCGGCUACUACUCGCUGGACUUCCUGCUGGAUGGAAGGUGGAUGCGGACCUUCGCUCUGAGACCACGCACAUCGACAGCGAAUUCGUGGUGGGGUCUCAUCAGGAGAAGAAAGACGCAGCACCCGCACCAGCACGCGGCGCACACGCACUCCCCUGCCGUCUUCGAGCUCGCCCAGCGCUGGCUCUCGAAUUGCAAAUGCGCCGACCCGACCUCUUCCUCUCCCUCCUCCUCUCCCUCAACGAGACAAGAACAAUACUACCCCCACCGCCUCCUCGACCUCGACAGCAUCAAGCGCGCCAUCGCCUCCUCCUCCCCCUCCUCCCCCAGCGACCCCAUCGAACCCAUCAACCCGCAAACCCGCAUCCACCUCCUCGAGACCCGCUCGCCGCACUGGCAAAAAACCGACCCCUCCACCAACCGCUACGUAACCCUCAGCCACACCUGGGGCUCGCCCUCGCCCCCCACCACCACCACCACGACGCCCCGCCUCCUCGCCAGCAACCGCCAAGCCCUGCUGACCGCCGGCAUCGCGCUCGCCUCCCUCCCCGCCACCUUCCGCGACGCCGCCGUCUUCGCCAGCCACCUGCCCGGCGUGCGCUACCUGUGGAUCGACGCGCUGUGCGUCGUCCAAGCGGAGACGCCGACCGCCUUCGUCCGCCAGUCCGACGCCGACGCCGACGCGCUGGGCGCGGACGAGGAUUGGCGCGUCCAGGCGGCGGAGAUGGACAGGGUGUAUCGGAAUGCGUAUUUGAAUAUUUCGGCGGCUGUUGGUGAUGGUGGCGACGCGGCUGGUGGUGGUGGUGCGGGUGGGGCGGCUGAGGUGGGGUUGUUUCGGGAGAGGAAUCCGGCGGCGUUGGGGGAGGAUGAGGUCGGGGUCGAUGUGCGGGGGUUGCUGGAGCUGGAUGGGGAUGGGGAUGGGGACGGGUACGAGGACGAGUACGACGAAGAUGACGAGCUGGACGGCGGUGGUUAUGAUCGGGGGAGGGGGGCGCGGCGGCGGCGGCGGAGGGCGCUAAAGGCGUGCGUGAAGGCCGGCGUAGGGGCGGUCUUGGGGUGCUUGCGAUGGAAGAAGAAGAAGCAGCAGCAGCACGUGAAGCGGUGCUCGGUCGUGGACGUGGCGCUGUGGGACGACCUGGUCGAGGACGCGGCCGUCAACCGCCGCGCGUGGGUGUACCAGGAGCGGCUGCUGGCGCCGCGGGUCCUGCAUUUCUGCGCCGACGGCCAGCUCGCGUGGGAGUGCUCCGAGCGCUGCUGCACCGAGCGCUAUCCCGACGGCGUGCCCGGCCUGCAGCUCAAGUCGGGCGUCAUCGUGAGCGAGGAGAGGGUGAAGGAUCUGGAGCCCGUCGAGGAGGCGUCGCUGCCGGAUGCCAGCUUGGAGGAUGUGAAUGGAGACUUGGAGAAGAAGGAGGAGGACGACGACGUCGUCGUCGUCGCGCCGAGACGGCUCCACCACUACGAGCUGUGGAAGCGGAUCGUCGAGAUGUACUCGCAGAAGGAACUGUCCAGGCAGGGAGACAAGCUGAUGGCGCUCGCGGGCCUCGCCAAGUUCUUCUUCGACACGAAGCUCGCCCCUGGGUGGCCGCCGGUCCCGCAGCAGAGACAACUGCCGCAACAACAUCCGUACGUUGCCGGGAUGUGGCGAGAGUACUUGGAGGUCCAGCUCCUCUGGCGCGUCGAGCCGCGGUUCGAGGACGGCUGGAUCCACAACGGCACGCGGCGCUACCCGCGACGCGCGCCUUCUUUCUCGUGGGCGGCGCUGGACGUGCCCGACGGCGUCGUGGGCGGCGAGUACAGGGACCAGAACCUGCUGUUCCGCGUCGAGGACGUGCAGAUGAAAUACGUGGACAGCAGGAACAAGUUCGGCUUGGUCGAGGGCACCGGGUGCCGGCUCUUGCUCGAUGCUCGCGUCGUCCAGAUCGAGCUGCACGAGAUCGAGCCCGUGUUCAUCACGCCGUACGGAUGGUGGGUGAGCGGCGGCAAGGCGCCGUCGUUCAUGGACAUGUACACCGACGUCUAUCUGGACAGUCCGACGGAUGACGGCGAUGUGUUUGAGGCUGGCGCGAAGAUAUUUUGCAUGCCUGCUUCGACUGGCGAGGGGGGAACAAAGCAGUCUCCGUCGGACUGCAUUUGUCUCUUGCUGCAGCUUAUCGGAGAGGCUGAAGGUCGCCGGGCUUUCAAGAGGAUUGGGCUCGCGAGGCUUUCGGACUAUGAAAGCGAAAAGUUCCAGCAGGAUUCGAAGGAUGUACAGUCUGAGAAGAUGUAUCUGUAUUGA